This is a messenger RNA of Paramecium pentaurelia, 881 nucleotides long. The record is from the annotation of a GenBank genome assembly. NCBI's taxonomy places the organism in Eukaryota, Ciliophora, Oligohymenophorea, Peniculida, Parameciidae.
UAUGUUUAGGAAAUCAUUGUUCAGAUUUAGCACAUACAAUUUUAUAAAUGUUACACAAAAAGGAAAAGUUGCUUUAAUCUAAUUUAAUAGACCAAAAGCAAUGAAUGCUCUUUGUGAUGGAUUAAUUAAAGAAUUAAACCAAGUAACAUAAGAAAUUGAUGCUAAUCCUGAAUAUGGAUCCAUUGUAAUAACAGGAAAUGAAAAAGCAUUUGCAGCAGGAGCAGACAUAAAAGAAAUGCAAGACAAAUCUUUUCCAUAAGUUUAAAACAUUCAAAUGCUUGCAUGUAAUCAAAUAUAUCAUUUUUAGCAUGGGAAAACUUAACUAAUAUUAAAAAACCUAUUCUUGCAGCAGUAAAUGGAUAUGCCUUAGGAGGAGGAUUUGAAUUAGCUAUGAUGUGUGAUAUAAUUUAUGCAGGAGAAAAUGCUAAAUUUGGAUUACCUGAAAUUACACUUGGAACAGUAAUAAUAUUUCUAUAUCAUUAGAUACCAGGAUGUGGAGGAACUCAAAGAUUAAUUAGAGCAGUAGGUAAAUCAAAGGCCAUGGAAAUGACAUUAACUGGAGAAUUUAUAGAUGCAUAGACUGCACUUUCAUAUGGAUUAGUCAGCAAAGUAGUUCCAGUAUAAAAUUUAGUUGAUGAAGCAUUAAAAGUGGCUGAAAAGAUAGCAUCAUUUAGCAAGUAAUUUUAAUAUAAUCAUUAUUAUUAUAGACCUGUUGCUGCAUUAAUUAAAGACACUAUUAAUGAAGCAGAAAAUAUUGGAUUAAGAGAAGGAGUGAAGUAUGAAAGAAAAGCAUUCUAUUCUACAUUUGCAACUUAAGACAGAAAAGAGGGAAUGUCAGCAUUUGUAGAAAAGAGAAAGCCUUCUUGGACUGAUAAUUGAGU